Molecule: messenger RNA, 2095 nt
Organism: Aedes aegypti (yellow fever mosquito)
Lineage: Eukaryota; Metazoa; Arthropoda; Insecta; Diptera; Culicidae
Exons: 4
Coding region: 276-1934 (552 amino acids)
Cellular component (GO): endomembrane system
Source: RefSeq, a predicted model, not a curated record
GCCUGCUACGAAUGAACCGUCCAGGUGACACAUAAACAAGCAAACGUCAAACGGGGUACUUUUUACUUUUGAACCGAAAUUCCACGUCUCUUCAAAGCGGCGACGGAGGAAGAAGUUUUUCUCGAAAAUUGAGAUCGUUGUUUUUAGCUUUAUUUUACCUUAUUGCAACAUGACACAGUGAAGGAAACGAUGCACAAAAAACCAGCAAUUCAUCAGUGAUUUUAAGCGAGUGGAUAGAUAGAGUUAAUCGAUAGUAUAAGCUUGAGGAUUUGAAAAUGACUACGAAUGCUAGCAGCAGGGUACUGCUGGCGGUGAUGAUGCUGGCAGGAAUGCUAUCAUGUGUGGCAGGUCACGGUUGGGGUUCGGACGAUAUGGAAAUCUUCGAUCUGGUCGAGGAGGUCAACGAGAACUUUUACUCGUUGAUGCAGAUCAAUCAGAAUGCAACAAAUCAGGAGAUCAAGCGGGCUUUCCGAACCUUGUCGGUGGUACUGCAUCCGGACAAGAACGACGCCGAGGAUGCCAACAUCAAGUUUCGGAACCUGGUUUCGGUAUACGAGAUAUUGAAGGACUCCGGGAAGAGGGAGAAAUACGACAAGGUGCUCAAGGAGGGUAUGCCUAACUGGAAGUCUGCGCUGUAUUACUAUCGACGAAUGCGGAAGGUUGGUCUGGCUGAGGGGUUAGCCAUUGUGGUGCUGAUCAUCUCGGUUAUCCAGUAUGCUACGGCUUGGGCAGCGUACGCUGAGAAGAAGUAUACGGCGGAACAAAUCUUCGGCAGUAAGUUGAAGAAGUUGCAGAAGAAGAACAAAACGAACGUUGACAUGGACACGAUAUUAAGCGAGAUUCCCACGCCCAGCAUAUGGAACAUUCUGCCGUUCCAGAUACCGGUGUGGACAUACAAGACCAUCACUGGAACGCCCGGAGCGAUCAAGUCAGCGAUGAAUUUCUACGCCGAGCAGAAGAAGGCUGAAGAGGAACGGAAGCAGAUGGAGAAAGAGGAAGAGGAGUUGCUGCGCAAACAGGAAGAAGAGCGUGCCAAACUGAAGGAAGAUCGCAACCUCCGCAAACGGAACAAGAAGUUCGUCGCUCCGGAAAAGACCGACGAGGAACUCGCUGCCUACACCCAGAGUAUUAUCCAGCCGUCGGCGAACGACUCCAACAAAACCAAGCCAAAGCCCUUAGUUAGCGGUGGUCUCUGGACCGAGGACGACCUCACCGAGCUGGUCCGACUGGUCAAAAAGUACCCCGGCGGAACCACCGAUCGAUGGGAAAUCAUCGCCGAAAUGAUGGGUCGAGCCGUCUCCGAGGUGACCUACAUGGCGGCCAAGAUGAAAGAAACCGCCUUCAAGACGCCCGGCCAGACGGAAAGCGUCGCGGAGACCAUCAUCCAGGAAGCCACCAAGCAGAAGAUCAAGACCAAAAAGACUGAACCAGGAGCAGCGGCGGCAGAGGCCACCGCCAACUGGUCGCAAGCCCAGCAAGCCGCCCUGGAAUCGGCGAUACAGAAGUAUCCCAAGAGCGGCUCCACGGAUCGGUGGCAGAAGAUAGCCAACAGCGUGCCCGGAAAGACCAAGGAAGAGUGCAUGACGCGGUACAAGUACCUGGUGGAGCUGGUCAAGAAGCAAAAGGAGGAGAAGGAACGGGAAGCGACGGCGACGGCGGCUGCUCCGGAAGAACCGCAGGAAUGCCCGGCGGCUGAGGAACCCGCAUGCGAAGAACCAAAAUCGAAGUCAAAGGGAAAGAAGGCAAAGAAGCAGGAGGCAGCGGCGGCGGCGGUGGAUGAAAAUGACUUGGAGGCGGAGGACGAUGCAGCUGAUAAGCAGAAGGGUGGCAAGGCGAAGAACAAGCGACGCGAGCGGAAGAAGGCCAUCGAGUACUACAGCUACGAAGAUUCGGACGAAGACGGUGGCGGCGGCAGCGAACCGGGCGAGAUUUAGUCUGAACUCGGCGGUCGUUAGGUUUAAGAGCGUGUGAAAGCGGUGAAGCGCGUGUUCGGCUGUCGGUUCCGUUCGGCACCAUGAAGUUUAGCUUUGGGUUCUAUGGCGAGCGCAGAACAAGUGUGAGUUUGGAAAUAAAAUGUCGUUUGAUUGCCUCGAAA